AUGCAAAGUGCAGGAGUGCAGCCCAACGUGAUUCACACCAAUGCUGCUGCCAAAGCCUGCGCACGCGGUUCUCAGUGGGUUCUGGUUCUUCAGCUCCUUCGCGCGGCAGAUGGGAUCGAGCCAGAUGUCAUCAGCUACAACACGGCGAUUGCCGCGUGUGGCCCGUCAGGGCACUGGCGCCCUGCCGUCGACCUGCUUGCCGCUGCACGAUGCCACGCGCUGGCCACCGACGUGGUCAGCUACACCGCAGCCCUCAGUUCCCUGGAGAAGGGAACUUUCUGGUCGGCGGCACUCGGGGCUUUCCGCAGCCUCACGGAGCAGAUGCUGGAGCCCACACAGAUCAGCCUCAACAGCGCCUUAAGCGCCUGGGCCCGGCCGAACCACUGGCCUAGCGCGCUGCGGCUACUGUCUGCUGCAGCAGAGAAGAGGAUCCGGCCUGACACGGUCAGCUUUGCGACAACUUCCAGCUCAGCUCCUUGGCAAAACGCUGGUGGCCUCCUCGCUGCGCUGCGGGUGCUGGGUCUGCGUUGGGAGGGAAUGCCGAAUCGUGGGCCGUGGCGCCUGGCAACAGCCUGCACAACGCAGGCAGAUGUCGAUUCUGCCGCCUUCCGGGCUGUAGUGCAGGCUUGUGCUGCAGAGCGCAGCUGGGAAGCCAGUGUGGCCAUGUGGCGUCGCGCCCAGCAGGCCGACCUCAUCACGCACAACAGCGUCCUCAAGUCCUUAGAGGGCCACUGGGUCCUGGCUCAGUUCUUCCUGUGCUCCAUGAAGGGGGCCCACCUCCGACCGAGCGCUGUGACCAAGAGCACCAUGGUGAGCCACAUGGCGGGAAGCAGGGGCUGGCUGCAAACGAUGCAGCUGCUCAGCCGCUCGGGAUCCAAAACUGCAUCCAUCUUUUCUGUCAACAGCGCCAUCACGACGUGUUCCCAUGAACUCUGGCAUGUAGCUGUCCGGCUGGUCGCACAGACGUACGACUCCCGCAUGGGGCCAGAUACGAUAACCUACAACUCCGCCGUCAAUGUGAUGGAGGAUGCUGGCCAAUGGCAGCUCGCAGGCUGCCUGAUGCAAGAGGCUAUCGAAGUGAAGCUCGAGUCUACAGCAAGCAGCUUCCGUGGGGCCAUCGCUGCCACAACAAGCAGAAGCCUUUGGCGCCCGGCCCUGGCGCUGUGGCGCCAUGCUGAGCAAGUCGGGCUGGAUGGUACCCGAACUGCGGCGUUGCAGGCAUGCCAAAGCGCGCAGCGGUGGCAGUGGGCAUUGGCAGCAUUCUCUACCUUGGAGGCUCCCAGCCUAAGAGACUGCAAUUGCGCUUUGAGCCUUUGUGCAGACAGCAACUCAUCCCCUUUGGCUUUGCAAGUCUUGCGGAGCAUGCCGCUCUGCCAGCUGCGUGCCGAUGUUGUGAGCUUCAACAGUGCCAUGGGGGCAUGUGGGGAUGGCAGCUGGCAGCUCGCCGCAUGGCUGCUGCAAGUCAUGGCUGCUACAUCGCUCGACCGGAAUGCCAUCAGCUUCGGCAGCGCCAUCGACAGCUGCGGUCGAUUUGCGACAUGGCAUGCCGCGGUGGAGCUGUGUUCACGGGCGGCAAGGCUUGGAGGGUUCCAGUUCACUGUGCUGAUGGCAGAGAAGAGGGGGGAAGAGGGCUGUCACCAAGAGCAGUGA
This is a messenger RNA of Symbiodinium natans, 1650 nucleotides long. The record is from the annotation of a GenBank genome assembly. Lineage: Eukaryota; Dinophyceae; Suessiales; Symbiodiniaceae.